AUGGCUUCUUCCUCCCGCGCCAUGAGUGCGCUGCGUCCCGUCCAGUUCGCUCCCCGAGCCUCGUCGAUUUCGGCUUCGUCGGUUGCGACCACAAGGGCUUUCGCGACGUCAUCACAGAGGACUCUCAAGUUCGUCCCGACCUCGAGGCCUCACGCGCCCUCCAUCGCCAGGCAAACGACCCUCGCGCGCCAGUUCCAGCGUGCUUACGCCGAUGCCGCUCCCCUGCCGCCUCCCCAGAAGCCCGGCAAGGUUCGCACCACCUUCAAGUGGCUCUGGCGAUUGACCUACCUGUCGGCCAUCGGCCUGACCGUCGGAGUUGGCUACACAAUCUACGUCGACAGGAACCCCCAGCCUCAAUUUGAAGCGGACCCGACCAAGAAGACCCUCGUCGUCCUCGGCACCGGCUGGGGUUCUGUCUCCCUCCUGAAGAAGCUCGAUACCGAAAACUACAAUGUCAUCGUCAUCUCGCCCCGAAACUACUUCCUCUUUACGCCCCUGCUGCCUUCGUGCACUACGGGUCUGAUUGAGCACCGUUCCAUCAUGGAGCCUGUUCGCGCCAUUCUCCAGCACAAGAAAGCCGCCGUCAAGUUCUACGAAGCCGAGGCUUCCUCCAUCGACCCGGAACGCAAGGUUGUCAUGAUUACCGAUAACUCCGAGGUCAAGGGUGCCACUUCCCAGACUGAGAUCCCUUACGAUAUGCUUGUCAUUGGCGUCGGCGCCGAGAACGCCACCUUCGGCAUUCCUGGUGUCCGCGAGAACUCGUGCUUCCUCAAGGAGAUCAACGACGCUCAGUCGAUUCGCAAGAAGAUCAUGGACUGUGUCGAGACCGCCGCUUUCAAGGGUCAGACCAACGAGGAAAUCAACCGCCUGCUGCACAUGGUUGUCGUUGGCGGCGGCCCCACCGGUGUUGAGUUUGCCGGCGAGCUUCAGGACUUCUUCGAGGAUGACAUCAAGCGUCUCGUGCCCGAUAUUGCUGAUCGUUUCAAAGUCACCCUGAUCGAGGCCCUCCCUAAUGUGCUUCCGUCCUUCUCCAAGCAGCUGAUCGAGUACACUGAGAACACAUUCAAGGAGGAGAAGAUUGAUAUCCUGACCAAGACCAUGGUGAAGAACGUUACCGACACCACCGUCGAAGCUGUCGGCACCAACCCCGACGGCUCCAAGAAGACCAUCGUCAUCCCCUACGGUCUCCUUGUCUGGGCUACCGGCAACGCCGUGCGCCCCAUUAUUAAGGAGCUCAUCAGCAAGAUCCCCGCCCAGAAGGAUUCUCGCCGCGGUCUCGCCGUCAACGAGUACCUCGUCGUCCAGGGCACCCGCGAUAUCUGGGCUAUUGGUGACUGCGCUGUCGCCGGCUACGCCCCUACUGCCCAGGUCGCCGGCCAGGAGGGCAGCUUCCUCGCCCGCCUGUUCAACAACAUGGCCAAGACCGAGGAGCUCGAGAGCAAGGUGCGUGAGCUCAGCAGCAACCUCAACGUUAAGCCUGGUAACUCGGCCGAGGCGGCGCGCGAGAUCGAGGCCUGCGAGCGCCAGCUCCGCCGCAUCAAGGACGUCAAGCCCUUCCACUACACCCACCAGGGCAGCCUGGCUUAUAUUGGCAGCGAGAAGGCUGUCGCCGACGUCAGCUGGUGGAACGGCAACAUUGCCAGCGGUGGCAGCUUGACCUUCCUCUUCUGGAGGAGCGCUUACCUCUCCAUGUGCUUCAGCACUCGUAAUCGUCUCCUCGUCAUCAUUGACUGGCUCAAGUCCAAGGCGUUUGGCCGUGAUGUCUCCCGGGAGUAA
Molecule: messenger RNA, 1776 nt
Organism: Verticillium nonalfalfae
Lineage: Eukaryota; Fungi; Ascomycota; Sordariomycetes; Glomerellales; Plectosphaerellaceae
Product: NADH:ubiquinone oxidoreductase
Exons: 3
Coding region: 1-1776 (591 amino acids)
Molecular function (GO): NADH dehydrogenase activity
Source: RefSeq, a predicted model, not a curated record